AUGGCUGCUCCCAUGGACGUUCCACUGCAUCACGUUCGAGGGGAAAUUUGUUCCACACGACCGACUUACAGAGAAGGAAGAAACCCAAAAGCAGUGAAAGUAUAUACUAUUAACCUUGAAUCAAGCUACCUACUAGUACAGGGUGUACCAGCCUUGGGAGCCACACAGGAGCUCAUUAAGUUAUUUGCUCUCUAUGGUGCAAUAGCAGAGUACAGAAUUCUGGACGACUACCCAACAGCUGACAAGUUCACAGAUGUAUUCCUAAUUAAAUUUGAGCGUAUCCAGGCAGCCAGAAUUGCUCGAAGAAAGCUUGAUGAUUGGUCAUUUUUUGGUGGCAUUCUGCAUGUGUGUUAUGCUCCAGAGUAUGAAAGUGUGGAGGAAACUCGUUUUAAACUUCAGGAUCGGCGAAAAGCAAUAGCUGCAAGGAUUAGAAAAAAUGAGGCUGAAAGUGGGCAACCCAAAGUGUUUAACAGUACGGAAUCUCAGUCAGCCUUAUCAGGUCAGAGUUCAAAUGAUCAAGGUCAGAAGUCAAAAAAUCAAUUUUCUACUGCUAAAGGACCUCUCCCUGGGAAUUCAUUUCCUAAUGCUCAGGAAAUCAACCCUUCAAAAGAGGCAACCCACACUGACAGAACAGGCGCUAGAGAGACGCAAAGACUUACUUAUAAGACCAAUCAGUUUGAUGCCCGUGUGCCACCAAUACCAUAUAAGGCAGACACUUCACCAUUGGAGGAGGAACAACAGGUCUGGAUUCCACCUCCACCUAAGGAAGGUUCUUCCAGGGAGGAUCAUUCCUGCAAUUCAAUGUCAGAUUAUGAAUUCGCGAGAGUUAGGACAGCGCACUCUGUGUUUCCACCUAAUUAUGAUGCUAGAAUUUUAACAGAUUUUGACACCACAAAAAGUUGUCAGAGCACAUACGCAAAUAAAAAAAGUGAAACUAAUCCAGCAGAAAUGUCCAACAGCAUUUCUGAAGCAAAUAACAAUUUUAGAGAAAGGUUGGGGAAAAAAAAUUUAUCAAAAGGUGACAAUUCAGAUGUUAGGAUAAAACAAAAAGAGGUUCCUAGUAACUACGAGAAUGAUCAGUCUAGCAUAUCACAUUCCAAAGUAAAACUUCAGGCAGGUGUUAUUGUCCGGGCAUUCAAACCACAGACAGCACCCCCCAAGUUUGUUCCAAGACAGAUGAUGAAGUUAUCCAAGAAAACUGUUAAUAAUUCAGUAAAUACAUUGAAGGAGGAAGUGAACAGGGAGUUGAGACAGAAUGCUUUAAAACUCGGAGAUGUUCAUGGACCUGUGGCUCAGGGCCAGGAUAGUGUACAGGAACCAGUAAAACCUACAGAAACAGAGGAGUCAGUGGAAAAAACCAGGAUGCAAAUCAGAAAACGAGUCUCCGAGAUUACCAGUUCAGAGGAAAGUACAGCAAAGAAAGCCAAGUCCAGCUGACCGUUGUAUUACGUAAUAAAGUCAUGUUUUGUUUAUUUAUUUUCUCAAUAAAAUGUCUUUGAAAAAAUAA
Ylistrum balloti is the source of this 1507-nucleotide messenger RNA. RefSeq names its product RNA-binding protein 48-like. The record is from RefSeq and is a predicted model, not a curated record. The transcript has 5 exons. Gene Ontology annotation, cellular component: nucleoplasm. Bases 1 to 1437 code for a protein of 478 amino acids. Lineage: Eukaryota; Metazoa; Mollusca; Bivalvia; Pectinida; Pectinidae. Gene Ontology annotation, molecular function: RNA binding.